Trifolium pratense (red clover) is the source of this 5902-nucleotide messenger RNA. RefSeq lists its product as uncharacterized. NCBI's taxonomy places the organism in Eukaryota, Viridiplantae, Streptophyta, Magnoliopsida, Fabales, Fabaceae. The coding region runs from base 2211 to 4472 and encodes 753 amino acids. Gene Ontology annotation, molecular function: DNA binding; protein dimerization activity. The transcript has 3 exons. The record is from RefSeq and is a predicted model, not a curated record.
CAUAGGGUAACUGUUCAUAUUGGUCCUCCAAAGAUAUAUUGACAUCAAUUGGUAUUUGGUCCUUUAUCUUAUGGCUAUUCUUUGGAUAGCUAUAGUAUUUUAUUUUAGGGAAAAAAAUAAAAUACAAACAUUUGUUAGUAGAAGUAUUUGCAUUGUCAUACAGAGGAAUUUUGCCAAGGGUCAACUAUGAUCCCGUAUUUUUUUUUAGACCUGCUUAUCGAACAUAUCCAAGAAGUGGUGCCACAAUACUUCUUUUAGAAAUAUGAAAAACCUUGUGAACACUUGGUUUCCUCUGAAGUUGAAGUAAUGAAAUGCAAGUUUAGCAUAAGGCAAACAAAUUCUAACUCAGAAGUAAAGAUUAGAAAAUAUUCAAUACUAUAAGUCUUAUGUUUUAAGUUCUCUAUACAAAGUGGCAGAAAGAUAAAGGGAGAUAUCAACUAUAUGAAAAAUAAGGUAGAUAAAUGGAGGAAUAAUUCAAGUGUUAUUUACAAUAAAAAAUAUCUCUCAAACCUGAAGGAAAAUUUUAUUGUGCAACUGUUAGACUUACACAUUUACAUGGAACUGAAUGUUUGGUAGUAACAAACCUAGCAAGCACAGCGUGUCGGUGUCGGACACGUGUCCGUGUCGGUGCCGGACACCGACACCGACACUUAUGAUUAUACUAAAUUAUGUCAUUUUUUCAAAUUAUUAUCAGUAUCGGUGUGUCAGUGUCCGUGUCGAAACCGGUGUCCGUGCUUCAUAGUAACAAACUAACCAGAAAGUCAACUAAGUGUUGCAGAAAUGGGAAUGUUACUGUGGAUGAGAGAUUAUACUAGACCAUAGAAUUGGAAAUGUAAUUAUUAGAGAAAAUUGGCGUAGUCUCCACUCUCCAUAGUAGAGAAGAUGGUAGAAUCUCGUCUUAGGUGGUUUGGUCAUGUAUUGAGAAGAUCUGUAGAAGCACCAAUAUGAAGGGUAGACCAGAUGGAGGACACACUAAUAAUUUUAGGUAGAUGCAUACCAAGGAAAACUAUAGGUCAAAAAUCAUUAAAAGAGACUUAAGAGUAAAAUGGUCUUGGGAUAUACAAUACCACAAAAUUUUAUGUCGAUUAAUGCAUCUAGCUGAUCUCCUCUAGUGGUAAAAUGCUUGGUUAUUGUUGGAAGUCUUUCCUAUUUAAGAACAACUGGAAUUUCCUUUUGGGUAGUUUCUUUUAGGAUAGUUAUGUUGGAUGUGGAAACUGAAAUUACAUAAUAAUGAAAUAUUAAGAUGUCUAUAUUGUUCAUCACGUGCUUAACCAAAACCACGUUGUUGUAUGAACUUAUAGUUCUAACUUCAUUGCCAUUUUAGCUCAUUAUUAUAUUAGCCAAUGUGAAGUUGUCAUUUGUUUUCCACGUAAUUUAUUGUUAUUACAUGUAAAAACCAGCAUUGAUUAGAAUACAUGAUAAGCACGUGUUUGUCCUGCAUGCACGAUAGAUAUUAUUCUCGAAGUAUUAGGAAGAACUCAAAUCACACAUUGAAAAGAGUGAAGGCUUGAAAAAAGUUUAUACGAGUGGCACCCGUAACCAAUGUAGUCAGGUUCGCGCACCGGGUCGUAGGAUCGUACGAUCCUACGUGCUCAUGAAGGCUAAACGAGCUAAGAACCCAUGGAGGUUCGUUUUUGGGGCUUUUUGAAGUCAGGUUCGCGCAUUUUGCUGGUGGUGCGUAAAGCAAUGGCAGGUUCGUAAAAAAAAACAAGUUGGGUUUAAAACUGAUUGGGCCUUGCAGUCAAACCGGGUCGGGUCAAGACAUAAAAAUACAAAACACGCUUAUUUUUCUCAGAAACCCUAAGAAAAAUUACGCGAUUCUUCUCUGAAGAAAGAAACAAACGCAGCCAUGCUUCUUCUCACUUCUUCAAUGGCGAUUCAGCCAUGCUUCUUCAUACAUCUCCUUCCUUUCCUUCACUUUAGUUUCAUCUGUUUCAAACCUAACAUCUCCUUCCUUUCCUUCACUUUUGUUUCAUCUCAUCUCUCUGUUUCAAACCAACCCUAACCUAGCCUUGUUUCUUUUCAUCCCAUCUCUCUGUUUUCACUCAUCCCAUCUCUCUCUCUGUUUUCAUCUCAUCCCAUCUCUCUGUUUUCAUUAUCUAAUUUUUUUCUUUGUUCUGUCUGUUUUCAUCUCUGUUACUACUAUUUUGUAUUCAUCUGUUUUCAUCUCUGUUACUACUUACUACUAUUUUGUCCUUCAUCUCUCGUUAAUGGCUUCAACCUCAAAUGUUGGAGCUUCUUCUGCUGCCACUGUUAAUGAAGCUCCACCUUCUGCUUCUGCUGCCCGUGUUAGGGUUCCUCCUAAAAAUUCAGCUGGAAACAAGACUGAUCCAGCAUGGGAAUAUGCUACAUCGAUUGAUAUAAAAACAAGAAAGGUGAAGUGUAAACUUUGUGACUGGCAAUUCACAGGAAGUGCUUUCAGAAUUAAGCAUCAUUUGGCUGGCACUAAUAGUAAUGUUAGGCCUUGUCCAAACUGUCCUCCGGAAAUAAGGAAAAAGUUUUUGGUUAUUACUGAUGGCUUACAAGAGAAGUUGCUAAAAAAGAUACAUGUUGACAUUAACAUUGAAGGCGAUGCUGAUGUUGAGGUUGGUGAUGGUGAUGCUGCUGGUGCAAAGGGAAAAAGAAAGAGUCAAGGGGAGCUAGCAAGAAAGGAUAUGUACAAAAGAGGGCUGACACAAGCUAAACAAAGCACAAUCAACGGUGCCUAUAAGAAAGAAACCAGAGAAGAUGCUUGUAAGGAUAUUGCUCUUUUCUUUUACAAUAAUGCUAUUCCUUUUAAUGUUGCUAGGUCUGAUGAGUACCUUAAGAUGUUUGACAAUGUUACAAAACAUGGUAUAGGGUUUAAACCACCUUCUUAUCAUGAAAUUCGAGUUAAAUAUUUAGACCAUUAUUAUGGAGAGAUUAGUAAGGUAGUUGCUGGAUAUAGGGCAGAUUGGGAGAAAUAUGGUUGCACAAUAAUGACGGAUGGUUGGACAGAUAGGAAGAGAAGAACUAUAUUGAAUUUCUUGGUACAUAGUCCAAAGGGAACUGUAUUUCUAAAGUCCAUCGAUGCAUCCGAUCUAACCAAGACUGCAGACAAAGUUUUCAAGAUGAUUGAUGAUGUUGUUGAAGAGGUUGGAGAGGAAAAUGUUGUCCAAGUUGUUACGGACAAUGCGGCGAAUUACAAAGCAGCCGGGGAAUUGUUAAUGCAAAAAAGAAGUAACUUGUAUUGGACACCAUGUGCCGCGCAUUGCAUCGAUUUGAUGUUAGAAGAUUUUGAGAAGAAGAUCCCUCUCCACAAAGAAACAAUUCCUAAGGGAAAGAAGAUCACCACCUACAUUUAUGGUAGAACAAGUCUUAUUUGUAUGUUGCAUAGGUUCACUAAAAAUGUUGAUUUGAUUCGACCUUCAUUGACCCGUUUUGCGACAUCUUACUUGACAUUGGGUUGUUUGAAUGAUCAUCGAGAUGAGUUGAUAUCUAUGUUCAAAUCAAAUGAGUGGAAGACUAGCAAACUUGCUAAGAGUAAAGAUGGGAUUAUUGUGCAAAAGAUUGUUUUGAACAAAAUGUUUUGGAAGAAUGUUUUGACUUGUCUAAGAGGUGCUUUUCCACUUAUUAAAGUGUUGCGCAUGGUGGACUCGGAAGAGAAGGCAGCCAUGGGGUAUCUUUAUGAAGAAAUGGAUCUUGCAAAAGAGAAUAUCAAAUCAAGCUUUAAUGGAGUUGCUAGAAGCUACACUCCUCUUUGGAAUAUAAUUGAUCAAAGGUGGGAUAAGCAACUCCAUAGGCCACUACAUGCUGCAGGCCUUUAUUUGAACCCCAAGAUACGUUAUGCUCCGGGAUUCGUUGAUGAUGAUGAAGUUACGGAUGGCAUGUAUGAUUGUUUGCUUAGAUUGGUGGAUGAUCCGGAAAAAAGAGCCAAAGUUGAUUACCAACUUGAGGAUUUCAAAGCGAGGAAAUCAAACUUUGCUAAUGAAUUUGCUACAUUUGCACUUGGAAAUAAAACACUAACACAAUGGUGGGAAUCUUAUGGAAAUAAACAUAAAGAAUUGCAAUGGUUCGCUUUGCGAGUAUUUAGUUUGACAUGUAGCUCAUCGGGGUGUGAACGGAAUUGGAGUGCUUUUGAAAGGGUUCACACUAAGAAGAGGAAUCGCUUGAAGCAAAUCACAAUGAAUAAGGUAGUUUUUGUGAUGGUUAACUCAAAAUUGGGAAAGACUAAGAUUAAGAGAAAAAGUGCUAACUAUGAGAUUGAAGAAAUUAAUUCCGAAGAUGAAGGGGAAGAAUGGAUUGAGAAUGUGGAGGAUGAGGAAGAUGAAGGAGAUGACACUUCACUUGAUGUUGGACAAGAUGCUAGUAUCGGUGAUGUUCUUGGUGAUGAUUUGGAACUUCCUCCCAUUGAUGAAGAAGAUGAUGAUGAUGUCGUUGAAGAGAAUGAGGAUGAAGAUGGUGAUCUUGAUGACUAUCAAGAUGUUGGAUUGGAAGAUAUUUUAAAUGUCUAGAUUAUGUCUUUUGUGAAUGAUACUAUAAUAGGUCCUUUUUUUUGAAUUAUGCAUAGGCCUUAAGUUGUGAUUUUUUGAAUGAUGCAUAGGCCUUUAGUUGUGGUUGUGAAUGAUAGGUCUUUUUUUGUGAAUGAUGCAUAGGCCUUUAGUUGUGAAUGAUAGGUCUUCCUUUUGUGAAUGAUGCAUAGGCCUUUAAUUGUGAAUGAUGCAUAGGCCGUUAGUUACUUAUUUUAUUAACUUAGUACUUGGUUGGUUAUGAAGUUAUGAACAAUUGGAAUGAUAUAUAUGAAAUAUUAAUUAAGUUUAUUGUGUUCAUGUAUUAUUAUUAUUAUUAUUUUGUGGUUAUGUGUAUAUGUAUAUAUGUGAAGUUACCAUUUUACCCUUAAGUAGGUUCUUACGAAUCGAGCUACGAUCCCGACCUUACGACCCUCCACCAGCCUCCCGAUCCUACGUAGGAUCCCGAACCUGACUACAUUGCCCGUAACCUUACAAGUCGGUUUUGUAAGGAUUAGUUAGACCCAAUAUAAAAUCUAGUAUGGUAUCAAAGCCUAUCCAUUUGGGCCACCCCAUUAAAUUAUCCAUGCACCAAGCCCAAUAGUGUUGUGGGCGUGAGGGGGUGGGUUUAUCGAGAAAAUCCAAGUCCCGCAUGAAAAGAGAGAAGGUUUAAAAAGAGUUUAUAAAGAAUGACACCCCUUAUCUUAAAAACCGGUUUUGUAAGGUUAUGCCUGAUAAGUUUAUAAAGAGUGACACCCCUUAGUUUCACUUCUAAAAAACAUAAAUGUAUGGUUAUGCCUGAUAUACUUAAACUGAUGCAAUUGGAUUUUUUAACAUCCUUUUUUAAAGAGGAUGAGUAGAAAUACUAAAUGGAUAACGAGAUAGGCUUAAGAAUGGUGACGUUAGAGAGAGAGAGUUGGAAUAACACGUAUUAUAUAAAAGACGGUUGAAUCUCGACUUACGUGAUUUGGGCAUAUUUGGAAGGGAGACAUGUAGAUUCUGCAGUAAGAAGAGUAAAUCAGAUGGUGGUCAGCCCAACUGCUAGAGGCAGAGGAAGUCAAAGAAAAACUAUAGGUGAAACUAUUAAGAUAGAGGCCAAUGGUUCAAAUAUAGACAUGAUUUAUGGUGUCGUUUGAUCCAUGUAGCCGACCCCGCCUUGUGGUUGUGGGAUAAGGCUUGGUUGUACUUAUAACUAGGAAGGGAAUUUCAGUAUUGCAACCCUUUCUCCUAUUAGUGGAUGAAUUUGUGAUAACUGGAGGCAUAUCAACUUUGCUAUUCAAAUAAUUACACUUGGGUUGUCGUUAUUCUGUUAGACUUCUUGUCACCUUUCCUUUUAUCAGUGGUGUUAUAUAAAGGAGAAAGAAGGAAAAGCUUUUAUAAAACCAAAGCAGUGGAUGGCGUGCAUCCUCUAUUGUUUUUUCAUUCUAGAAAGAAGA